Messenger RNA from Sphaeramia orbicularis (orbiculate cardinalfish), 2285 nucleotides. RefSeq names its product pannexin-1. The transcript has 6 exons. Gene Ontology annotation, biological process: cell-cell signaling; positive regulation of interleukin-1 production; monoatomic cation transport. Lineage: Eukaryota; Metazoa; Chordata; Actinopteri; Kurtiformes; Apogonidae. The coding region runs from base 251 to 1408 and encodes 385 amino acids. Gene Ontology annotation, molecular function: wide pore channel activity. The record is from RefSeq and is a predicted model, not a curated record. Gene Ontology annotation, cellular component: plasma membrane.
GUGAGGGGACGGCAGGUUCACCCAUCAGUCCCACUAGUGACUGGAGAUGUGGAUAAGCCAGAACCGCUAACUGUUUUCUACCUACAUUCUACUAGUCUCAUCUCUCUGGCUUGUUCUUUCUUUGUGUGUUUAAACUGAAAACUCAGAAACAGCUUUUGGUAAAUAAACAAACCUUAUUCUCUUUGUAUCAUUUAACGCUCAACAACAAGCGGUUUCUUUUCUUUUCUUUUUUUUUUUGUUCCUGUUCAUCAUGGCGAUUGCACAAGUGGCCACGGAAUAUGUUUUCUCGGACUUUUUGUUGAAGGAUCCCACAGAAGCCAAGUACAAAGGGCUGCGUCUGGAUCUGGCCGUGGAUAAAAUAGUCACGUUUCUGGCCGUGGGUCUGCCGCUGCUCUUCAUCUCACUCGCAUAUGCUCAGGAGGUGUCAGUGGGUACACAGAUCAGCUGUUUUCCUCCAACCAACUUCAGCUGGAGGCAGGCAGCAUAUGUGGACAACUUCUGUUGGGCAGCAGUGCAGCAACAAGCAGACACUUCACCACUGUGGCUACACAAGUUCUUCCCGUACAUCCUCCUCCUGUUGGCCAUCUUUAUGUACACCCCUGCGCUGUUGUGGCGCUUCACGGCAGCUCCGCACCUCUCCUCUGACCUCAGUUUCAUCAUGGAGGAACUGGACCGCUUUUAUAACCGCUCCAUCAGACUGGCAAAGAAUCUGGCAAGUUUGGAAAGCACAGAUGCAUCCGAGGAUACUCCGUGCAGUGCUUUGGAUCUGACAGAGGGCUGCUUCAAAUACCCUCUGGUGGAGCAGUAUCUGAAGACCAAGCGGUUCUCUCGCCACCUUGUGGUCAAGUACCUGAUGUGCAGGGGUCUCACUCUGCUGAUCCUGGUGUUGGCCUGCAUCUAUCUGGUUUACUACAUCCGAUUGGCCUCACUCACUGAUGAAUUUUCUUGCAAUUUGCGUACGGGGGUUCUGAAGAAUGACACCACUGUGCCCUCUGCCCUGUCAUGUAAGCUGGUGGCAGUGGGUGUGUUCAGGCUGCUCAGCUACAUCAGUAUAGUAGUGUAUGUUCUUCUUAUUCCUUUGGUUGUCUACGCUGCUCUCGGACCGGCUCAUCAGAGCUCCAGCUUCCUUCGGCCUUAUGAGAUGCUACCAGGAUUUGGUGCUUUGGGUGGGGUCACACCCAUCUACAAUGACCUCAGCAUCUAUUUGCUUUUCCUGCAAGAGAACCUGAGUGCACUCAAAUCAUUCAAGUGUCUGCAGGUGCUGGAGUUGUUGCAACAAGCCGGAGAUGAGGGAUUCGACACCAUGUGCCUCCUUCGAACUCUGGGUCAGGUGAAGACAGAUGCAUUAGACAGUAUGAAGACGUGUCCACGCAACAUCACCAAAAAGACCAAUAAAACUGAAGAAUAAUGACCCUGAGAUCUGUCUGCCAUGCUGUGGUGGGAAAGAGGAAGAAGUGAAGAUAAAACUGAUGUAUUUACUCAAACUGAAGUGCUUGUUCUACUUUUUCACUGUGUAAUACACAGAAGAGGCCAAUUUGCAUCUUUGAACUUAAAGUUAUUACCAGCAAUUCAUUAUUGUGUUUCAGGUUGAGGCCAAGUGUACUUUAUUCCUUUCCUACUUUUUUCUGAUACCUGCUACUUUUCUCAGGUCUUAAAAUGCCUUCCAAUUUAUGAUAUGAAGCCAUGUUCUUUAGACUAAUGGUGCCUCUCUUUAGCCCCUUUAUGACAGAAAAGAGAGAAAAGUUAUGUAUAUAUAAACUUUGGAAAAGAUGAGGGUGUUGUAAUGGAUGACAGUUUGUUGUAUGAAAGCAUUAAAAAUAAAUGAUUGGAUCCUUAGAAGCUGAACUGUAAAAUAAGAAUGUGUGUAAACUUGUAUGCAUGUUGAAUGUAAGCCAAGAUUCAUGUUUUCAAUGUCAUGACAGCUCUGCAUUUAUGAAAAUUAGUGGAUAUUGCUUAUGACAUAAAAACUUGUACUGUAUUUUUUCCAUCAUAGCCAAUAAUAUUCAGACAUCAAAAUGAAGGACACAUUUUAAUUUUGGUGCAUGAAGUUUGUAUCAAAGUUUACAAAUUACCUGCUACUGUUACUUUUUUACUUAUCACGUGAACUCAGUGUGUUUUAAAUUCAUGGAUAAUUUAUGAGCCUGGUACAGAUAUGACAGCGAUUACUUGUUAUUUGAAAAAUAUGAGUUAACUUUUUUCACCAUGUUUAACAACCAGAUCUAAGGAAAUAUUAUAAAACUGUAGAAUAUAGUCCAAUUAAAAUGAAUAAAUAUGAGGUUACAUAA